Molecule: messenger RNA, 1499 nt
Organism: Stegastes partitus (bicolor damselfish)
Lineage: Eukaryota; Metazoa; Chordata; Actinopteri; Pomacentridae
Gene: lhpp
Product: phospholysine phosphohistidine inorganic pyrophosphate phosphatase
Exons: 7
Coding region: 1-840 (279 amino acids)
Biological process (GO): dephosphorylation
Cellular component (GO): cytoplasm; cytosol
Molecular function (GO): inorganic diphosphate phosphatase activity; phosphatase activity
Source: RefSeq, a predicted model, not a curated record
AUGCGCAGUGGGCUCUCCGCCAUGGCUGACACGGGCUGGCCGGGCUGCGCGAGGAGUUUGAAAGGUGUGAUUUUGGACUUGUGCGGAGUUUUGUACGACAGCGGGGAGGGCGACGGGGUGGCCAUACGGGGCUCCAUCGAGGCUGUGAGGAGGCUCAAAGAAUCCGACCUGCAGCUGCGCUUCUGCACCAACGAGACCCAGGCCACCAGAGAGAAGUUUGUAGCCAAGCUGCAGAGGCUGGGCUUUGAUAUCUGUGUGUCUGAAGUCUUCCCACCUGCUCCUGCAGCCGUAGCAGUCCUCAAGGAGAGGGGCUUACGGCCUCACCUGCUGGUGCACGAUGGACUUCUCCCCGAGUUCGACAGCGUGGACAAAACCAGCCCGAACUGCGUGAUCGUUGGAGAUGCAGCCGAAAACUUUUCCUACCAGAACUUGAACGAGGCGUUCAGGGUCCUCAUAGGUCUGGAGAAGCCGGUGCUGUUCUCUCUGGGCCAAGGGAGGUACUACAAGGAGACGGAUGGGUUGAAGCUAGACGUCGGCGUUUACAUGAAGGCUCUGGAGUACGCCUGUGAUUUGAAGGCUGAAGUGAUCGGAAAGCCGUCGCCAACGUUCUUCCAGACUGUUCUCAACGACAUGGGGCUUCAGCCACAUGAGGCUCUCAUGAUCGGGGAUGAUCUCUUAAAUGACGUAGGCGGUGCCCAGCAUUGUGGAAUGAGAGGUGUGCAAGUCAGGACCGGCAAAUACAGGCCCAGCGACGAGAAGCACCCGACGGUGACGGCCGACGGCACCGUGGACGACCUGGCCCAGGCCGUGGAGCUGAUCCUCAACCAGAGGAGGAACUGAGUACAAGGCAGCGGACGUGGGAAACUCUCCACCUACCGUGCCCAGCAGUGUUAACAUACAGGCUAUAAAAGAGUUCUUUCCAAUAGGAAGGCUGCGCUGCGUUGAGGUAACUCAACAAAUAUGUCAAAACAGUGCAGAAAAUGAAUGAAACCCUCCAAACACAGUGUAACCUGUGUCACAACUCAGCGCACUGUCAAACAUAGGAAAGCCAUCUGGUGCGCUACACAGUGUAAAGCAAACUAGACUGAAAUGUGCCGAGCUAUUACACGGGUCUGUAAGAGAUAGCUUUGAAUGCUUCGGAGCUGCACUGUGCAUUUGUCGGUACAUGAUUGGCAUAGAUAAGAUACCUCAAGUUGACAUGAAUGUGCCUGUAACCAGCUGCUGACUGACGGUUAGAAGGGGGAAAGUAAUGCUGCGUGUCGCCUGCUAGUGUUACUCAGUCAGAUUCUUUGUUGAGCUACUGUACUUGAAGACAGUUUGUUGGCAGACAGUAAAUGCGCAGCGAUGUACACAUGUAGCUGUGCAGUGUUUUAACAAACAUCGUGUAAUUAGGUGUAAUAUGUGGAAAAAAAACUAGAAAUGCACAACCUUUGUCCUGCAGUAGUCAGUAACACAGAUGUUUAACGCUGUUAUAAAUAAAGCUAAUUUACUCUCCUUGA